This is a messenger RNA of Rotaria sp. Silwood1, 708 nucleotides long. Lineage: Eukaryota; Metazoa; Rotifera; Eurotatoria; Philodinida; Philodinidae. The record is from the annotation of a GenBank genome assembly.
AUGUUUGUCAUUGUUAUUUUCUAUUUUUUCAUUGUUUCUAUACGUGGUGAUUUUACUAUUGUUCGUCGAAUUCCAAACACAACUAUUUCAUCAACUACAAAUCAAUUCACUAUUGAAAUUAAUCAAGCGGUCAAUCGACCUCAAUUCCAAUCGUUUAUUCAUUUCUAUAAUGCAACAACCAAUAUGUCAAUUGAUCAAAUCGAUGUGUAUUUAAAUACAAGUAAUGUAAACUAUUCUACUAAUACACUUAUAUUUUAUUUGCCGGAUUCUAUUAAAUUAAAUAUCAGUGGUGAAUUUUAUAUAACAUUUGAUCAAGGUGUCUUGUUUUCGAACGCUACAUUGAAUUCCACUGCUCAAAAUGACUCGAGUUUUUGGCAUUUAGUAGUUGUGAAUUCUGAAACAAGUACUACUCCACUAGAAUAUACAUCAAUGGGAACUACUUAUAACCUAACGACUGGUUCCUCGAUGAGCUAUAGUGAUACUAGUACAGGUAUUAUGACAACAAUAAUAACUACAUAUGAUUCAAUUAAUCAAACAACAACAACAAGUUUAAAUAUUACAACUAUUAGUGAAUCACCACCAACUCGUUCGGCACAAUUGGGUAUGGGUAUAGGUAUAACAUUUAUUACAAUAAUAAUCAUCGGUGAAAUAUUAUAUUUUAAAUAUUGUCAUGAUGGUAAUGGACGAAGUGGGAGUUAUUUUACAUAA